AUGAGCUCAUUCCACGACCGCACCUACUCUCCACCGUCCCCCGGAGCGAGCCGGUCACCAUGUCCGGCCUUGAACGCACUAGCAAACCAUGGUUAUCUUCCUCGAGAUGGCCGUGGCAUCACAGCCGUGCAAUUGAUCCGCGCACUGGUGCAAGUGUACAACUUCUCCGUGCCACUGGCGGUAGUGCUCUCAGUCGUCGGCGUGGUGCUGUGCGGCAACUGGUGGUCGCUCGACCUCCAUCAGCUGGCCAAGCACGGUCUCAUCGAGCAUAACGGCUCGUUGGCGCAUGACGACACCCCUCCGCACGAGGCCUAUGCACCCACUGCCGUCGACCCGAAGCUCGUUCACCAACUACUCUCCGUUACAUCUGCGCCUUAUCUCACACUCCGCGAUUUCGCCAAAGCUCGUGCACUACGAGAUUCCGCCAUUCCGACACCCCUCGAUAGGGUACAUGCGGAGAUCGCCAGAGGAGAAGCUGUCCUCACCAUCCAGACCUUUGGCUUGAAGUCGAAGGACACGGUGGGGAGCGCCGGGGAGCUUGACGGUGCUGUUAUGAAAACAUUCCUCGAGCAAUGGCUUGGUCAGGAGCGACUGCCAGAGGGAUGGCAGAAAUCACAAACACCCAUCGGCCUAGUUGAGACAGCUUCACGUUCGAGGCAAAUAGAGAAGAUGAUUCGAGAGUUGCGGACGAACUAUGCUUCAUGUCGAUGA
This is a messenger RNA of Fomitopsis serialis, 711 nucleotides long. Its product is annotated as Cloroperoxidase. Bases 1 to 711 code for a protein of 236 amino acids. Lineage: Eukaryota; Fungi; Basidiomycota; Agaricomycetes; Polyporales; Fomitopsidaceae. The record is from RefSeq and is a predicted model, not a curated record. The transcript has 2 exons. Gene Ontology annotation, molecular function: peroxidase activity.